Messenger RNA from Colletotrichum costaricense, 237 nucleotides. Its product is annotated as methyltransferase domain-containing protein. NCBI's taxonomy places the organism in Eukaryota, Fungi, Ascomycota, Sordariomycetes, Glomerellales, Glomerellaceae. Bases 1 to 237 code for a protein of 78 amino acids. The transcript has 2 exons. The record is from RefSeq and is a predicted model, not a curated record.
AUGCCAGGCAUCAGACAUCACAACCAACUGCAUGAUGUUAUCGAAAUGCAUGCCUUCAAGUGGCCUCCAACCCCCUGGCCUAAAGAUCCCAAAUACAAGGAAUUGGGAAUCUGGAAUAACGAACAUUUCUGCAACGGCUUCGAGGCUUUUACCAUGGCCCCUCUCACUAAGGUAGGGCACAUCAUUGGACCUAGGAGGAGGUUCACCUGUUUCUCAUUGACGUGCGAAAACAUUUGA